Molecule: messenger RNA, 1376 nt
Organism: Marmota monax (woodchuck)
Lineage: Eukaryota; Metazoa; Chordata; Mammalia; Rodentia; Sciuridae
Gene: Fbp1
Product: fructose-bisphosphatase 1
Exons: 7
Coding region: 185-1201 (338 amino acids)
Biological process (GO): fructose 6-phosphate metabolic process; fructose 1,6-bisphosphate metabolic process; sucrose biosynthetic process
Cellular component (GO): cytoplasm; cytosol
Molecular function (GO): fructose 1,6-bisphosphate 1-phosphatase activity
Source: RefSeq, a predicted model, not a curated record
GACCCGGCGCCUAAAGGCUCCCAGGGGACUCGGCCCGGGCCAGCUAACCCGCGAGCCUUGCGGACACGUUGAGGUCAAUCUGUGGAUCGGCGCGUCCUCCUGCUGCGUGUGGCCGAUUGUGCCUGUCACCAGCACCUGCCGCCCGCACCUGUCACCUGCACCUGCCGCCCAGCGAGAGGCAAGCAUGGCCGACCGGGCGCCCUUCGACACGGACAUCAGCACCGUGACCCGCUUCGUCAUGGAGGAGGGCAGGAAGGCUCGCGGCACGGGCGAGAUGACCCAGCUGCUCAACUCGCUCUGCACCGCCAUCAAAGCCAUCUCCUCCGCGGUGCGCAAGGCGGGCAUCGCGCAUCUCUAUGGCAUCGCUGGCUCUACCAAUGUGACAGGUGACCAAGUUAAGAAGCUGGAUGUCCUCUCCAAUGACCUGGUUAUGAACGUGCUAAAGUCGUCCUUUUCCACCUGUGUUCUUGUGUCCGAAGAAGACAAACACGCCAUCAUCGUAGAGCAGGAGAAAAGGGGUAAAUAUGUGGUCUGUUUUGAUCCCCUUGAUGGCUCUUCAAACAUUGACUGCCUCGUAUCCAUUGGAACCAUUUUUGGCAUCUACAGAAAGCAAUCCACGGGUGAGCCUUCCGAGAAGGAUGCUCUGCAGCCAGGCCGGAACCUGGUGGCAGCUGGCUACGCGCUCUAUGGCAGUGCCACCAUGUUGGUCUUGGCCACCGAGAGUGGGGUCAACUGCUUCAUGCUGGACCCGGCCAUUGGAGAAUUCAUUUUGGUGGACAAGAAUGUGAAGAUCAAAAAGAAAGGUAACAUCUACAGUCUCAAUGAAGGCUACGCGAAGGACUUCGACCCCGCCGUCACUGAGUAUGUCCAGAGGAAAAAGUUCCCGCCUGAUAAUUCAGCGCCCUAUGGCGCCCGGUACGUGGGCUCCAUGGUGGCCGAUGUUCACCGCACACUGGUCUAUGGAGGGAUCUUUUUGUACCCUGCGAACAAGAAAAGCCCCAAUGGAAAGCUGAGACUACUCUAUGAAUGCAACCCGAUGGCCUUCGUCAUGGAGAAGGCAGGGGGACUGGCCACCACGGGGAAGGAAGCUGUGUUAGACAUCGUUCCCACCGACAUCCACCAGAGGGCGCCGGUCAUCCUGGGGUCCCCUGACGACGUGACCGAGUUCCUGGAGAUCUAUAAGAAGCACUCUGCCAAGUGAGGCGCCCGCCUUGCCCUCACCUGGAGGAAUGGCCUCCCUCUCCGCACUGUCCCCACCCUGCCCAAUUGUGCGUUCCCAGGCAGCACACAGAAAGCACGGGGUACCUUCACCUAACCCCAUGGGCGAGCUGGAUUCCUAGUGGAAGGAGGAGAAAUAAACUUUUCUUCCUUCCUUU